Messenger RNA from Piliocolobus tephrosceles (Ugandan red Colobus), 2310 nucleotides. RefSeq names its product solute carrier family 26 member 1 (gene SLC26A1). Lineage: Eukaryota; Metazoa; Chordata; Mammalia; Primates; Cercopithecidae. The transcript has 2 exons. The coding region runs from base 1 to 2103 and encodes 700 amino acids. Gene Ontology annotation, biological process: sulfate transmembrane transport. Gene Ontology annotation, cellular component: membrane. The record is from RefSeq and is a predicted model, not a curated record. Gene Ontology annotation, molecular function: secondary active sulfate transmembrane transporter activity.
AUGGACGAGUCCCCUGAGCCUCUGCAGAACAGAGGGCUGGUGCUGGUCCGACGGCAGCGCCCAGCACCCCGGGGUCUGUGUGAGAUGCUGAAGGCCAGGCUGUGGCGGAGCUGCUCAUGCAGCGUGCUGUGUGCCUGGGCGCUGGUGCAGGACCUGCUCCCCGUCACAAGCUGGCUGCGUCAGUACCGCCCACGGGAGUACCUGGCAGGUGACGUCAUGUCCGGGCUGGUCAUCGGCAUCAUCUUGGUGCCUCAGGCCAUCGCCUACUCAUUGCUGGCCGGGCUGCAGCCCAUCUACAGCCUCUAUACGUCCUUCUUCGCCAACCUCAUCUACUUCCUCAUGGGCACUUCACGGCACGUCUCCGUGGGCAUCUUCAGCCUACUUUGCCUCAUGGUGGGGCAGGUGGUGGACCGGGAGCUCCAGCUGGCUGGCUUUGACCCUUCCCAGGACGGCCUGCGGCCCGGGGCCAACAGCAGCAUCCUCAACAGCUCAGCUGCCAUGCUGGACUGCGGGCGUGACUGCUACGCCAUCCGCAUUGCCACCGCCCUCACGCUGAUGACCGGGCUUUACCAGGUCCUCAUGGGCGUCCUCCGGCUGGGCUUCGUGUCCACCUACCUCUCACAGCCACUGCUCGACGGCUUUGCUAUGGGGGCCUCCGUGACCAUCCUGACCUCGCAGCUCAAGCACCUGCUGGGUGUGCGGAUCCCGCGGCACCAGGGGCCCGGCAUGGUGGUCCUCACAUGGCUAAGCCUGCUGCGUAGCGUUGGGCAGGCCAACGUGUGCGACGUGGUCACCAGCACGGUGUGCCUGGCGGUGCUGCUAGCCGCGAAGGAGCUCUCAGACCGCUACCGACACCGCCUGCGGGUGCCUCUGCCCACGGAGCUGCUGGUCAUCGUGGUGGCCACACUCGUGUCCCACUUCGGGCAGCUCCACAGGCGCUUUGGCUCCAGCGUGGCCGGCGACAUCCCCACGGGUUUCAUGCCCCCUCAGGUCCCGGAGCCCAGGCUGAUGCAGCGUGUGGCCCUGGAUGCCGUGGCCCUGGCCCUCGUGGGCGCGGCCUUCUCCAUCUCGCUGGCGGAGAUGUUCGCCCGCAGCCAUGGCUACUCUGUGCGCGCCAACCAGGAGCUGCUGGCUGUGGGCUGCUGCAACGUGCUACCCGCCUUCCUCCACUGCUUCGCCACCAGCGCCGCCCUGGCCAAGAGCCUGGUGAAGACAGCCACUGGCUGCCGGACACAGCUGUCCAGUGUGGUCAGCGCCACCGUGGUGCUGCUGGUGCUGCUGGUGCUGGCACCGCUGUUCCACGACCUCCAGCGAAGCGUGCUGGCCUGCGUCAUCGUGGUCAGCCUGCGGGGGGCCCUGCGCAAGGUGUGGGACCUCCCACGGCUGUGGCGGAUGAGCCCGGCCGACACGCUGGUCUGGGCGGGCACCGCGGCCACCUCCAUGCUGGUCAGCACAGAGGCCGGGCUGCUGGCCGGCGUCAUCCUCUCACUGCUCAGCCUGGCCGGCCGCACCCAACGCCCACGUGCCACCCUGCUGGCCCGCGUCGGGAACUCGGCCUUCUACGAGGAUGCCACAGAGUUCGAGGGCCUCGUCCCCGAGCCCGGCGUGCGGGUGUUCCGCUUCGGGGGGCCGCUGUACUAUGCCAACAAGGACUUCUUCCUGCAGUCACUCUACAGCCUCACAGGCCUGGACGCGGGGUGCAUGGCUGCCAGGAGGAAGGCGCGGGGCUCAGAGUGGGAGGUCGGCAAGGGAGGCCCUGCCCGGGGCAAGGACCUGGGGCCGGUUAGCAGCAGGGCUGCGCUGGCGCCUGCGGCAGCCGGAUUCCACACAGUGGUCAUCGACUGCGCCCCGCUGCUGUUCCUGGAUGCAGCCGGUGUGACCACGCUGCAGGACCUGCGCCGGGACUACGGGGCCCUGGGCAUCAGCCUGCUGCUAGCCUGCUGCAGCCCUACUGUGAGAGAUGUUCUGAGCCGAGGAGGCUUCCUCGGGGAGGGCCCCGGGGACGUGGCUGAGGAGGAGCAGCUGUUUCUCAGUGUGCACGACGCCGUGCAGACAGCACGAGCCCGCCACAGGGAGCUGGAGGCCACUGAUGCCCACCUGUAGCAGGGCCAGGCCUGUCCAGCAGCCUCUGCUCCCUCCGGGGGCGCCCACAGCAGACAUCUGCAAGUCACUGCUGAGACCCUUCCCAGGGAAGAGCCGCCCAAGAGCUGCACUCUUGUGCCACAGCUGCCCUGGGGAAACGGGGGAACCCUGACUGGGGAAGGAGGGCCUCUGAUCACACGCGGGACCCAAAUACUCAGAAAUCAAGAA